CCUUGUAUUAAAACAUAAUAAUAUAAAACAAAUAACAUGAAAACAACAGCUCUUGAAGAGCUUUCCUACUCCCUUCCUCAAGUCAGGUUUUGAUACCCCAAGUUUUCCAUAAACAGGUUGAUAACCCUAUAAAGUAAAGGUGAUAAAAAGAACCUGCAAUACCCAUUUCAUGAAAACAGAUAAAAAUAACAAGAAAAGAAAGAAAUCCUAGCCAUGUAAGUUUCCUGUUGAUUCUGUCGUAUUUGCUGUCAUGACCCCAUAAAUAAAAAAAGAGGAGAAAACCCACCAUUGUUCACAAAAAUGACAACCAAUUUUCAUUUUUCUUUUCAAAUCAUAGGACACAAAAAGCAUUAGAGAAGAAGGAUUUAUGUUGACAGGAAGAAGAUACUUGAGGGAAAUUUGAUUGGUACUCUCUCAAUAUUUGAUCUGCCUUCAAUAAUGGUGUCUCUUCAGUCAUGGCGCAAUUAAAGCUACUUUCUUCUUCUUCUCUGCCAACUUUCACAAGGGACUUCAACAUCCGUCAGUGUUACUUAAAAUCAGUAUAACACUAUACUGCUCUGUAUCUGCUAGAGUAUGAGUGUUAUUGGAGAUGGACUAUUCAGUUCAGUAUCUUUCUUUGUUUCCAGAUCCUGAUUCCUCAGCUAAUUUGUAUCACAGUUUCAAUGUUUAAGCUUGUGGAAGAAGACUUGGAAUUUCGAAGGAUAUGGCAGGGUCAUUUGCCACCAUCAUAGGAAGUGCUGCAGGAGGAGUUCUACUGGUUCUGAUAGUAGCUGGCUUACUAUGGUAUUGGUUACAUUACAGGAAGUUAUCGAAUAAGAACUCAGAGAGUUCUUCAGAUCCAUCUGCUCUAGUGGAAUGGAACAGAGGAGGAUCAGUUUCAGUGGGAGGUCCCGCACUAUAUGGACCACAGGGAGCAAGACAAUUCAAACUUGAAGAAUUGGAUCAAGCAACUAAGAAAUUCAGCGAAACCAAUUUUAUCGGAGUUGGAAGUUUUGGUUUGGUUUAUACGGGUUUGCUCCAUGAUGGAACUUUUGCUGUAGUCAAAAGACGAUCUGGUGCUCCUCGACAGGAAUUUGUGGAAGAGGUGUGCUACCUCUCGGACAUUCAACACCGUAACCUUGUUACUCUCCUCGGCUACUGUCAGGAAGAUGGUUCUCAAAUGUUAGUUUACGAAUACUUGCCAAACGAUAGUGUUUGUAGUCAUUUAUACGAUAAUAAUGGGCAAGAAUCAACGACAAAACUAGAGUUCAAGCAAAGGCUUUCAAUUGCUCUGGGAGCAGCUAAAGGUUUAUGUCAUUUGCACUCACUGAAACCGCCUUUAGUACACAAGAACUUCAGAACAGCAAAUGUCCUAGUCGACGAGAAUUUCAUUCCUAAAAUUGCAGAUGCGGGGAUUUUAAGACUACUGGAAAAAAUUGAAGAGGCUGGCCCUUCAUCAGGAACCGCUAAUGAGAAUGCUUUCCGAGAUCCAGAGAUUGAAGAAUCAAGACUCCUCUCUGAAUCGGGCGAUGUAUACAGCUUUGGAGUAUUUCUUUUAGAGCUUAUAAGUGGACAGGAAGUUUCAAAGAUUAGCUUCUCAGCACCUGGUGAAAGCUUGAUAAAAUGGGUUGAAUCCCGUCUGGGAUUGAAUAGCCUUGUGGACAAUCGGCUAACCAGCAACUUCACUUCGGAGGGAAUGAAAGAUCUGAUUAGGCUCACAAUAGGUUGCCUAAAUAAAAUUGGAAGAUGGCGACCGAAGAUGGAUAUGGUUGUGAGAGAGCUUGACCGGAUUCUCGAAAAGGAAAUGACACGGACAACAGUUAUGGGCACAGGUAUUACUACAGUAGUUACUCCUGGGAGCGAAUUGUUUACUUCAAAAUAAACAAUGAAGAAACUGAAGAAGCAAUCUUUAACGAAGGAAAUGAUAUUGGAAUGACUGCAAUCGAGGAAUGGUAAGGCUUCAUCAAUGAUGAAAAAGGUGGAAAAGAAUACAUUACUUCUAAAUUCUUGAGGCCAAAAUUCUGUUAUAUAUACUGUAAGGAAGCUUGCUUCAACUUACUCUAUUGGCAAGGAUGAAAAAACUGGUUCCCCUUAAGGCUGGGGUGUAUAAUACUAUUUGAUUACUACAAAUGAUGCAUAACAGAUGUUCUUAAUCCA
This is a messenger RNA of Papaver somniferum (opium poppy), 2136 nucleotides long. RefSeq names its product putative serine/threonine-protein kinase. The record is from RefSeq and is a predicted model, not a curated record. Gene Ontology annotation, molecular function: protein kinase activity; ATP binding. Gene Ontology annotation, biological process: protein phosphorylation. Bases 704 to 1861 code for a protein of 385 amino acids. NCBI's taxonomy places the organism in Eukaryota, Viridiplantae, Streptophyta, Magnoliopsida, Ranunculales, Papaveraceae. The transcript is spliced from 8 exons.